Molecule: messenger RNA, 781 nt
Organism: Acaulospora morrowiae
Lineage: Eukaryota; Fungi; Glomeromycota; Glomeromycetes; Diversisporales; Acaulosporaceae
Source: the annotation of a GenBank genome assembly
UUUCCUUGUCAUUCUUGUUGCUCGCCAUCUGGUCAGCAUGGACGUUGUGAUGGAACAUCUCUGUGAGAGAAAUCUGAACCGGCUGUGGGAAAAAAUAAACACUCAUAAACAACUAGAGCCAAGAGAGUUAAUUGAGUGUAAAAAUUUUGCUGUUCUUCUGAGGUUAAUGCUCAUCCAAGAGGGUGGAGACAAUCUUUACUUCGAAACACCUCUCAGCACCACGGAAGUUCAAGUCCUUCAAUAUAACUGCGAAAUUCUAUCACGGAAUAAAGACUUUACUGAUGUAAUAGCUAAUAUCUUCCAAAAGCUUACUCUCAUUGAAUGCUCGAUCAACCCUGGUGAUCCGCUAGUAGUGUUUAUUCAACAAUUAAGGAUUGAUUUUUCUAAGGUCUAUUGGUUCAAACAAUUGUGUGCAGUUGACGUCGAAAACGUAUAUCGUCGUUUUGUCAAAGUUUCUAAGAAGUCCAUAAAGAGUAAGGAGGUGGAGAAACGCAUGAUUGAAAUGAUACAAACAUCUUUAUCUAGUUGUCUAGAAGGUGACGAAAGCACAAGAUCGAUAGCAUCUUACACAUCAUACCUAGAGAACAUCUUUUCUAAAGUCAAUUUGUGGAACAUUCGGAAAUGUCGGAUCGAAUUUUGGCUUUUUAUGGAUCAGAUUAUGCUAAUUGGGUCAAAUAGACAUCGUUCUCGACCUUCACCAACUCGUUCGGCUAUUAAAGAUGAGGAUGGAGACGUAUUAAUGAAUUUGGUCGAUCAACAAAUAAAUGAUGACUUGAAAACU